This is a messenger RNA of Diospyros lotus (date-plum), 1662 nucleotides long. RefSeq lists its product as uncharacterized. Lineage: Eukaryota; Viridiplantae; Streptophyta; Magnoliopsida; Ericales; Ebenaceae. The record is from RefSeq and is a predicted model, not a curated record. The coding region runs from base 264 to 1469 and encodes 401 amino acids. The transcript is spliced from 4 exons.
GGUCAGCGGCCGGCAAUCAGUGUUCGCUCUGAGCAUGUCUUUUGGUAGCGGCUGGAUGGCCUAAAAGCCGCGAAAUUCUUUCUUGUCUUCCUCGAUCCUCGCUUCCUCUGCCUUCCUUCUGAUCUUCUCAAAUAGCCAACCGCACCUUCUACAAUGCACUGGCCUUCCCAUAUCGUUCAUUCCGAUUGAUUUCAAUGUUCCCAAGAAUGGCCAUGAAUCGACGCGAAUAGCAGCAGCGCACCGCUUUCCUUUUCCUCUACCACAUGGAGGCUUCGGCCAGAAUCUUCAAUUCCUCCGCGCUCAAUCGCCAUUUCUCCAGUCCCGUUCUUCUCAGAGCUCGCCCACUCAAACGCCACGGCGUCUUCCCCGUCCUUCCCCCGUGCCGGCAAAUCACAGUCCGUCCCAAACCUUUCUCAAUCCGUUGCUCCACUCGCUUUAUCGCCCCGCCCUUUCCUCCAAGUUCGGGCCCCCUAGGGUUCUUCCAGUCCCUCUCCGCAUACCAGUCCACUGAUUAUUCUUUCAGCAAAAACUUCGAUCCCAUCGUUUCCGAUUCCAAGGAAAAAUACUUAAAGUGGAAUUUCGCUUCAGAGCUCGGAGAUUCAGGGCUUUUCGGCGAAAGGGGGCCUGCUGUGACGGUGGUGUUGUUGGGAUGGCUGGGAGCGAAGCCGAAACAUUUGAAGAGAUAUGCCGAGCUGUACACUUCGAGAGGCAUUCAUGCUGUGACGUUCGUUGCGCCGGUGGCGGACGUGCUUUCGUUUGAUUUGGGGAGGAAAUUGCAGGAGAGGAUAUCGGCAUUGGCGGCCGAGCUAGGUUCAUGGUUGUCUGAGACCGAGACCGAUGGGAGAGACCGCUUCUUGCUUUUCCACACCUUCAGCAAUACCGGCUGGCUUGCCUAUGGAGCCAUUCUUGAGAAUUUGCAACAUAGACAAGACUUACUGAUGAAGAUCAAAGGCUGCGUUGUUGAUUCUGGAGGGGACCCAGAUAUAAAUCCUAAGGUCUGGGCAGCUGGAUUUACUGCUGCCCUGCUGAAAAAGCGCGGCUCAUCGGUAUAUCCUUCUGCAGAGGCUGAGGAAGGAAUGGAAAGCGAGGCAAGGCUCUCCAAAAGACAAGGAGGGCCCCUAUCAGUUGAAAUCAUGCUUUUGCUAGUAUUUGAGAAGCUUUUCUCCUUUCUUCUGAACUUGCCUGAUGUAAAUGAGAGGUUGACAAAUAUUAUCUGUACCCUCCGGAAAAACCAGCCUCCUUGUCCUCAGCUUUACCUCUACAGUACAGCCGACAAAGUGAUUCCAUGGCAGUCGGUGGAGUCGUUCAUCGAGGAGCAGAGGAGGAUGGGAAGAGAAGCGCGGUCUUCUAACCUGGGCUCGUCCCCUCAUGUGGACCAUUACAGGACUUUCCCUGACAUGUACUCAUCACUAGUCCAGAAUUUCUUGAGAGAGUGCUUGGCCAUGGAAGGAAAACUGCUGCAAAACUGAGAGAGUGAGUGAGAGAGAGAGAGAGAGAGAUUAACUUGUUACCCUUGAACUGCUUUCGGGACUCAAAGAGAGAUUAACUUGUUAUCCUUGAACUGCGUUCGGGACUCAAACAUGGAUGGAAAUGGAGUACUUGCUAUAUAAAUUGUGAGCAGAGAAUGAAUUGUAAUGGCUGAAUCAUUUUGGAUGGGCUCAA